GUCCGCGCUGCCGUGGCUUUCCCCUCUCUCGGUUCCCGCCGCCUGUUGAGCUCCAACAGCCGUACUCUUCAAUGCCCCCGCUUUCAGUCUUUGACCUCUAUCGCCUCCAAGAGAGCGUUCGGCACCACCGUCAGAAUGUCUUCGGCCACUCGUACUGAAACCGAUGCCUUCGGCCCGAUCGAGGUCCCCGCGGACAAGUACUGGGGUGCCCAGACCCAGCGCUCCCUGGGCAACUUCGACAUCAACCAGCCCCAGGACCGCAUGCCCGAGGCUGUCGUCAAGGCUUUCGGUAUCCUUAAGGGCGCUGCCGCCACCGUGAACAUGAAGUAUGGCCUUGACCCCAAGAUCGGUGAGGCCAUCAAGCAGGCCGCCGCUGAGGUUGCCGAGGGCAAGCUGAACGACCACUUCCCCCUCGUCGUCUGGCAGACCGGUUCCGGCACCCAGUCGAACAUGAACUCCAACGAGGUCAUCUCCAACCGUGCCAUCGAGAUCCUGGGUGGUGAGAAGGGUAGCAAGAAGCCCGUUCACCCCAACGACCACGUCAACAUGUCCGCCUCCUCCAACGACUCGUUCCCCACCGCCAUGCACAUCGCUGCCGUCAUGGAGCUCGAGAACCGCCUGCUCCCUUCCCUGAAGAGCCUGCGCGAUGCUCUCCAGGUCAAGGUCGACGCCUUCCAGAAGAUCAUCAAGAUCGGCCGUACCCACUUGCAGGACGCCACUCCUCUCACCCUUGGCCAGGAGUUCUCCGGCUAUGUCGCUCAGCUGGACCGCAACAUUGAGCGCGUCCAGACCAGCCUCCCCCACCUCCGCUUCUUGGCUCAGGGUGGUACCGCUGUCGGCACUGGUCUGAACACCUUCAAGGGCUUCGACGAGGCCAUCGCCGCUGAGGUCACCAAGCUCGCCGGCACCGAGUUCAAGACCGCCCCCAACAAGUUCGAGGUCCUGGCCGCCCACGACUCCAUCGUCGAGGCCUCUGGUGCCCUGAACACCCUGGCUUGCUCCCUCUUCAAGAUCGCCCAGGACAUCCGUUACCUCGGAUCGGGUCCCCGCUGCGGUCUGGGCGAGCUGAACCUCCCCGAGAACGAGCCCGGUUCCUCCAUCAUGCCCGGAAAGGUCAACCCCACCCAGUGCGAGUCCCUCACCAUGGUCUGCGCUCAGGUCAUGGGUAACCACGUCGCGGCCACCGUUGGCGGCAUGAACGGCCAGUUCGAGCUCAACGUGUUCAAGCCCGUCAUGAUCAGCAACCUGCUGCACAGCGUGCGCAUCCUGUCCGAUGGCAUGAAGAGCUUCGAGAAGAACCUGGUGCACGGCCUUGAGGCCAACGAGACCAGAAUCAACGCUCUCCUCCACGAGAGUCUGAUGCUGGUCACCUGCCUGAACCCCGUCAUUGGCUACGACAUGGCCUCCAAGGUCGCCAAGAACGCCCACAAGAAGGGCCUCACUCUCAAGCAGAGUGCUAUGGAGCUGAAGGCUCUGAGCGAGGAGGACUUCGACAAGUACGUCCGCCCGGAGCUGAUGCUGAGCCCCAAGGAGCACAAAUAAAUGUAUAGACGAAUCAUUUGAUGAGCGAGGAGGGGAUGCUUUGGCAGGUUAGCUUGUAGGGAAGCCGUUUAGCGAAGACUACCUAGCUUUAGCCUUUUCAGAUAUAUGUACACUCAAGAAAUACCACUGUACGAUUUCAUUGUUCA
Molecule: messenger RNA, 1688 nt
Organism: Aspergillus heteromorphus CBS 117.55
Lineage: Eukaryota; Fungi; Ascomycota; Eurotiomycetes; Eurotiales; Aspergillaceae
Product: class II fumarate hydratase
Exons: 6
Coding region: 136-1542 (468 amino acids)
Biological process (GO): tricarboxylic acid cycle; fumarate metabolic process; malate metabolic process
Cellular component (GO): mitochondrion; tricarboxylic acid cycle heteromeric enzyme complex
Molecular function (GO): fumarate hydratase activity
Source: RefSeq, a predicted model, not a curated record